Molecule: messenger RNA, 1504 nt
Organism: Morone saxatilis (striped sea-bass)
Lineage: Eukaryota; Metazoa; Chordata; Actinopteri; Moronidae
Gene: pts
Product: 6-pyruvoyltetrahydropterin synthase
Exons: 6
Coding region: 36-482 (148 amino acids)
Biological process (GO): tetrahydrobiopterin biosynthetic process
Cellular component (GO): mitochondrion
Molecular function (GO): 6-pyruvoyltetrahydropterin synthase activity
Source: RefSeq, a predicted model, not a curated record
AUGCACCGACCCACUUACCCGACCACCCACCGACCAUGGCUGGAUCCUCUGAGAGCAGCAGCGCAGCGGAGCGUAUCGGAUACAUCACCCGGGUGCAGAGCUUCAGCGCCUGCCACCGACUCCACAGCAUUCACUUGAGUGAUGAGGAGAACAAAAGAGUUUAUGGGAAAUGCAACAACCCCAAUGGUCAUGGACACAACUACAAAGUGGAGGUGACAGUGCGUGGAAAGAUCGAUCGGCACACCGGCAUGGUCAUGAACCUGACUGACUUGAAGAAGGCCAUUGAGGAGGUGAUCAUGACUCCACUGGACCAUAGAAACCUGGACAAGGACGUGCCAUACUUUGCCAGUGUUGCCAGCACAACUGAGAACCUGGCUGUUUACAUCUGGGACAACAUGGUGAAGGCGCUCCCUCCCAACCUGCUCUACGAGAUUAAGAUUUACGAGACGGAUAAGAACGUUGUUAUAUAUCGAGGAGAGUAGAUGUCUAAGUGUCGAUAUAAUUUGUUUGUGUGUUUGAUUCGGUCACCCUGGACAUGUACAAGUGCCAUUAAUUCACUGUUUGCCUACUGAUGACUGCAGAUCUGGUUAGUUAGACUGACACAGGUUUAUGAAGGCUGAUGUUGUUACACUUGCACUUUAUAGACCAAAGAUUUUGUAGCCAAUCCAAAUGUUCAGUAUUGUUGUAGAGAUUGUAUUCUUGGAAAGGUGGAAAACAUUAUUUAAUAUUUCCCAAUAUUUCCUGUAUGACCCCUUAAAACAAAGCGAUGUGUAGUUACAAACCCUAAUUAUUCAGUGUGUAUUAGUCUACGGGCUGAUCUGGGUCAACCAAAGAGCCAUAGUUUGUUUCAUUUUAUUUUAUUAGAAUAUUCUCAAAGGCCAGAAAUCUUACAAAAAUGUAAAAUGUAAAAAAACCAGUAUUUUUUCUGACCCCUUUAUGUAGUGACCCCUUGAUGGUCCCAAACCUCAGGUUGCCUUCACAGGAUGUUAAAAGUCUACGCUGAACACCAAACUCCAAAUACACAUACAUAUAUGUGGGACCAAAUAUUACAUGUACAUACAUAUGAUGUUUAGUAAAUUAAUUCCAUAUAUUCCAGAAUGUUUUAUCCUUAAUAUCUUUCAACUGUAACUGUGGAUUCAAGAUUCAGAUCUUGAUUCCACAAUUUCCGUGGAAUCACGUGGAAUUCCGUAAUUUAUUGAAAUUUAUCUUAAUGAACUAACUUGAACAGAAACAGGACAAGAGAAAUGUCAAACACUCAUAAAGCACAUAAUACAUAAAACAAUGUAUGAAGGAGAGGAGAAAUAAUUAUUUUAAUUUAAAUCCACCUUUUGAUAAAAUGAUCAUCUCAACUCUGACUUAAGUCUAUGAAUAGCUGUUUACACUCAGAGCACACUGUGAACUGGCCAAUAGUGACUUGUGGUACCAACCUGUAUCUCUCAACCUGCUGCAUUAAACCUGAUUGUGUAAUGUUUAUUCAGUGCUGUUUCUUACAGUAAAAGCAAAA